UAAAAAUGUGUGUGUACAUGACUAAUAGCGCAGUACCUAGACUGAAAAAGAGUUCCUUCUUGCUCAUCUUACAAAUAUUUGAUUAGUAUCAGUAUUGAUCGGUUCCAAUCUGGUAUUUGCAGAAAAAAGAUGAAAAAAGGUCACAAUCAAUAUGAAAUCGAUAGGACUCCAUCCCUUCCAUCCCAUAUUCUAUCGUUCUUUUUUAUUCAUGAUCUAUCGUUUUUAUUUUGUUCUCUUCAGGAUCUAGUGGAUUGGAAACCAAGAAUGUGGAAUAUAAAAAUAUUGAGAAUAAUCAUUUAAUCUUCCUAUGGAAUUUAUAUACAAAUAUGCUUGGAUCGUGCCUUUCCUUCCGCUUUCAGCUUCUGUACCAAUCGGAUUAGGCUCCUUAUUUUUUCCAGGAGCAACUAAGAGUGUUCGCCGUACAUGGGCUCUUAUUAGCAUUUUUCUGUUAAGCGUAGCUAUGUUUCUUUCUUUCAAUUUGUUCUUGCAACAGAUUACCGGCGGUCCCAUCUAUCGAUAUUUCUGGUCCUGGGUUAUCAAUAAUAAGUUUUCAUUAGAGUUGGGCUAUUUGAUUGAUCCACUUACUUCCAUUAUGUUAGUUUUAGUCACAACAGUUGGAACCAUGGUUAUGAUCUACAGCGAUAAUUAUAUGUCUCAUGAUAAAACAUAUGUGAGGUUUUUUGCUUACCUUAAUUUUUUUAAUGCUUCUAUGCUGGGGCUAGUUAUUAGCCCUAAUUUAUUACAAAUAUAUAUAUUUUGGGAAUUAGUAGGAAUGUGUUCCUAUUUAUUGAUAGGUUUUUGGUUUACGCGACCCAGUGCGGCUAAUGCUUGUCAAAAAGCAUUUAUAACUAACCGUGCAGGGGAUUUUGGACUCUUAUUAGGAAUCCUAGGUUUUUAUUGGGUAACAGGUAGUUUUGAAUUUCAAUAUUUGUCUGAAAAAUUAAAUGAAUUGACUGCCAUUGAUGGGGUUGGUUCGUUUUUUGUUACUUCGUGUGCUUUUCUCUUAUUUUUAGGUCCAGUAGCCAAAUCUGCGCAAUUCCCACUUCAUGUAUGGUUACCUGAUGCUAUGGAAGGGCCUACUCCUAUUUCAGCUCUUAUACAUGCCGCUACUAUGGUAGCAGCAGGAAUUUUUCUUGUAGCUCGAUUGUUUCCUCUUUUUAAAGCUCUACCUUUAAUAAUGUAUCUUAUCUCUUGGAUAGGGGGAAUAAUAGCUCUAUUGGGAGCUACUAUGGCUCUCGCCCAAAAAGAUCUUAAAAGAGGCUUGGCUUAUUCUACUAUGUCUCAAUUAGGUUACAUGAUGUUAGCUCUAGGGAUAGAUUCCUAUCGAAUCGCUCUGUUCCAUUUGAUUACACAUGCUUAUUCCAAGGCAUUAUUGUUCCUAGGAUCCGGAUCAGUGAUCCAUUCCAUGGAACCCAUUGUUGGAUAUUGCCCCCGUAAAAGUCAGAAUAUGGCUCUUAUGGGUGGUUUGAGGAAAUAUAUGCCAAUUACAGGAAUCACUUUUCUUUUAGGGACACUUUCUCUUUCUGGUAUUCCACCUUUUGCUUGUUUUUGGUCUAAAGACCAAAUUCUUAGUGAUAGUAAGUUAUAUUCUCCCAUUUUCGGGGGGAUAACUUGGUUCACAGCAGGAUUAACUGCCUUUUACAUGUUUCGUAUGUAUUUACUCACUUUUGAAGGGGACUUCCGCGUAAAUUUAGUUAAUUCAUAUAACAACCAUAUUACAUUAUAUUCGACUUCUAUGUGGGGAGAGGAGGAAUCCAGGAUAUUAAAUAGAACGAGAGCAGAUUCUAUGUCGAAUCAAAUUAUAGGAAGGAAUAAUUCCUUUUCCAAAGAAGCAUUUCAAAUUUCGAAUAAGAUGGAAGGAUUGUACAAAAAGAACAGAGGUUUGGUUGUCACUUAUCCUUUCUUUUAUAAAGGAUCUUUUGCAUAUCCGAAAGAAUCGGGCAAGGCAAUGCUAUUUCCUUUAGUUGUAUUGGGAAUAUUUACUCUGUUUGUUGGAUUAAUAGGAGUUCCUUUUUUUCGAAGCGGAAUGAGGUAUGACAUAUUAUCUCAAUGGUUUGCUUCAUCGACGGCCCCUUUUGAUAAGAAACAUCCGGAGAAUUGGUCCGAAUUUUUCAUAGACGCAAUCCCCUCAGUUGGUAUAGCAUUUCUCGGUAUAUUGAUUGCCUGUAUUCUAUAUAGACCUAUUUACUUCUUAUCACAGGAUGUAUAUCAUAAAACAAAUCCUCAUAUGAAGAUUAUUAUGGACCAAUCGAUUAAUAUUAUAUAUAAUUGGUCUUUUUAUCAAGCUUAUAUAGACAUAUAUUAUGACAUAAUCUUGAUUAAAGGUAUACGAGGAUUAGCUGAAACAAGUCAUUCAUUUGAUCAAUGGGCAAUUGAUGGAAUCCCAAAUGGAGUAGGUUUUUUAGGUCUUUUUGUAGGAGAGGGAAUGAGAUGCUUAGGAGGGGGACGUAUAUCUUCGUAUAUAUUUUUUUCCUUAUUUUGUGUAUUAAUAUCUAUAUUAAUAUAUUACUAUUCAUUUUCAUUCUAUCCAUAGAAAACUAGAAUAUAUACAUAUAUAUCGUGCUAUUUAUCAGCAUUGAUGUCUAUAACAGCAUCCUUUUUCAAUAUCGUUCCCUGGAUUUAUUUUUUCAAUAAUAAAAUAUUGUUAAUUGAUAUUCUUUGUGAAUGAAUAUGAUUCAGUUAUUUCAUCAACUGGUUUACAUGGAACAAAUAGAUAGAGAGAAAAAAAAAAAGAAAAAAUGAAAGAUUAUGAAAAAACUUAUUGAAAUGCUUGCAAAGACAAAUAGGUGAGUCAUUGAUACGAUGAAGGUACGAUCGCUGAGAUCCAUUUUCAUACUUUACGACUUUCCAAUACUUCAUUUACCAAAAUAAAAUUCCCGAGCGGAUCGAAUAAGAUUUCACAUAUCUUAUCAACUAGCCCAUGAUUCAUGGGCUGUACAGUCUGCAUAAGGUAGAAAGAUGAAAGGCCUACUUGAUGGAAAUCAAUUCGAGAGAAUUGAUAAAUUUAUUUUAAGAAAACUGCUAGUAACAAAUCACCUUAGCUCGCUCAUAAUUUGAAAUAAAUGAGCGAGCUAGCCCCGGGGUUUAGAUUAUUCCCAAUCUACACGGAGAUGUUGGUAACAUUGCUGGGAUAAAAUUAUCAAUGAAAUUCAAAAAAGUGAAAAAAAAAAUGUGUCGGGGCGAAUAGAGGGUUACUCCAAUUCAGCUCUAGAAAUUGGACAAUUUUUUACUCUUUUUAUGGUCCGAUCUCUGUUAUCGACAAUAUCUUAUUCAUAAUUUGAAACAAUAAUUUGCUAUUUGUUCAUAAAAAAAAAAGUGCUUGAAGAAAAGAGCUCUCCUCAAAUAGGAUUUGAACCUACGACCAAUCGGUUAACAGCCGACCGCUCUACCACUGAGCUACUGAGGAAUAACGAAGGUAUGAAGUUUCUAUAUAUCUUUGAAAUGAAACAACCUAUAACAAGUGCACCAACGAUUGAAAAAUUCAAUGCAAAGGUUUAUUCAAAACACCUCCACCUUCUUAUGCCUAUUCUAGGCUUAUAUUAUAAGCCUAAUAGGUUAUGAUAGCAAUCCCUCCUUUGUUUCUCCGGAGACGGCGGUCAAUCACCACCACAAUCUUAUUCGCUGCCUCCCCUCCUCCAUCCGAGAUACAUAUUGAUAGAUCGAUACGGUGCUGCAGAGCUGCCAGUGAGCUAAGUAUAUUGCAAUUGCACUUUGUCGAAA
Messenger RNA from Cryptomeria japonica (Japanese cedar), 3720 nucleotides. RefSeq names its product NAD(P)H-quinone oxidoreductase subunit 5, chloroplastic. Gene Ontology annotation, molecular function: NADH dehydrogenase (ubiquinone) activity. Bases 308 to 2533 code for a protein of 741 amino acids. NCBI's taxonomy places the organism in Eukaryota, Viridiplantae, Streptophyta, Pinopsida, Cupressales, Cupressaceae. Gene Ontology annotation, cellular component: chloroplast. The record is from RefSeq and is a predicted model, not a curated record. The transcript has a single exon. Gene Ontology annotation, biological process: electron transport coupled proton transport; ATP synthesis coupled electron transport.